This is a messenger RNA of Filobasidium floriforme, 2354 nucleotides long. RefSeq lists its product as uncharacterized. Lineage: Eukaryota; Fungi; Basidiomycota; Tremellomycetes; Filobasidiales; Filobasidiaceae. The transcript has 2 exons. Bases 293 to 2260 code for a protein of 655 amino acids. The record is from RefSeq and is a predicted model, not a curated record.
GAUAAGUACAAGUUCGCCAGACGUUCGGUUCAACUUCAGGGCGAUAGGGGGAACCGCGAUCGACCUCGGGCUUCUCAGGUUCGCCGUCCCCUUGUGUGCUCAUGUCGUCUAUAGUCAAGUCGAGGCCGUCAUGGCCGCACAAGCAAUCUCUCAUCGACUACUAAAGUAUUCGAAGGGCCGCAUCACGUCCUUCCCAAUCCCGCUGGACUACCUCAUCAGUAGUACAGAUCGUACAGACCGACUUCCGCACGCACGAUAUCUACGAUCACGUGAAUCCACUUGACCCCUCGUUAUGGGUCUUUUCAACUUGAAGAAACGCUCAAAGGACAAGACGCCCAGUCCUUCGAUCCCGUCAUCGCCGUCUUUCUCGAGCUUUUCCCUCGGUCGGCGGUCGGCCCCGACGUCCCCUGCCAUCCAUGAGCAACCGAAUCCAUUGGCCAGCCCGAUCGUACAACAGCCAGUGGUUGUCGUCGCAGCCGCCCCUGCGCCGCCCGCUGUCCCGAGCAAACCGUCGACCAAGCUCAAUGUUCUCCUCGACCCCUUGCCCAGGGGAACUGGGCUCCCGGAAGCUGCCAAUGGGAUCAUGCAGAUCUCGGUCGAGGACGAUGCCGAUAUCGACGAGGUCGCCGACGAGAUCAAGCGAGCGUUGAGACUUCCUCGAGGCGUCUCGAUAGGGUGUUACAAGGUGGCCAUCCCCAUCGACGCCCACCAUUCUUCCAAGAAGUUUAUCGCCCGAAACCCUUCUACGCCGGUCCACCUCGUCUCUCAUUUCCCUUCGUACAACCUCUCGGACCACACCCAGCUCGGACCGUCUCUGCAAUCCUCUUCGCCAUGCCAGUCGAGGUGUUCCCAGGAGAGUCAUCGGGAUGGCAAGUCGACGACAGUGCACGAUUGGUGGCCCCACCCGCGAGAGGUCAAGGAGGAUGAGAUUCAGGUGCUGGUCAGGCUAGGAGAAGCCGAGGAGGACCUCCCACCCCUCACCUUGCUCGUACAUUUCGCCCGUCCUGCCAGUUCCAGCUCGGGAUCCACUUCACGUCGUAGCCCUUCCCCUUCCCCUGCUCUGCCUCAACAACGCCCACGUCAUACCCGCGGACCGUCGACCUCGUCCCUCUAUUCUCCCACGCUCGAACAAGAGGAGAUUCCUCAUCCCCCGAUCGCGUUGGACGUGCGUCGUGACGCUCGAGUAGAAGACGUCCUGGACGACCUGGUCCGCGCCGAUGGGCGACCUGGAGGUGUAGAGAGGUUGAGGGAAAAGAUGGUCCUCUGGAGGGUAGAUAUGAGCUGGAAGGAGAUGUUGAACUGUGAACGCUUCGGAGGGCUGAGGACGGGGGAUAUGCCCUGGCCAUACCCACCCAAUGCGCCCGAACCGGUCGCUGUUACAGACUAUUCCAAGCCCAUCUCGCAUACCUUUCCAGCAUACACGUCCAACUUGAACCUCGUCUCGCUGUUCGUCUACAUCAAACCCGAGGCUCAACGGGAACUCGCCAGGAUCUCUUCCUCGUCAUCUUCUUCGGUGGAGACGUUCGUGUACCCGCCGCGACCAGCUGUGAUCCCGCACCAACAUCACAGUUCUCCGUCGAUCCCAACAUCGGGGUCGAUCGUGGGUGGCGAGGAAGUGGUAGAAGGAGAAUCUUCUUUAAAGAUGGAAAGACGAAGAAGACGAGGAGCUUCCAGUCGACCGUCCACCGCACCCAGUCUAGGGUCUUCUUCUGGGUUCGGAUUCUCUUCCCCGCUCGCUUCUUCGUCAACAUCGUCGGGCGCCACGGCCUCGACGACCGGGAUCCCAGCGUUUGGAAGACCGAGAAAGACGGGGUACAACUCGACCGUCUGCGCUGAGACUCAGGACGACUUACCGCUAGGACAGAGUCCGUUGGAGCUCGAUGGCGGGGUGCAUUUGCGUGCUCGGACCAUGACCAGUAGACCUCGAUCGAUGUUCGGCGGACGUCGCCAGGAAGACGAUGACGAGGACGAAUCGGACCAUCAAACCCGUCGCGAUCUCCGGGGACAGAAGAUGGAACUCAACCUCGAAGCUCUUCGUCGGCUAGACCUCGACACGAACGGGGAGAAGCAAGAGGUCUUGUCGGACGAACAUGAACCCGAGCUCGUGUCUUCCAGCUCUGCUUCGGCUCGGACGGGUUCGAUCUCGAUGCCGCCUACGCCUCAGUACGAGUUGGCCGGUAUGGACUUUGGCAUGCCUGGAGGCAAGGAAGGGCUCGUUCUAGGGGACCGAAGGGGGAGGGAGUUGAGGAUGUGGGGUUGAGAUGGACAAUGGAUGUGAAUAGGUUUCGACAGAGAGAUCACGACACGUUGUACAAACGAAGAAACUUUAUUAUACCCGAUUUGCCAAUGGACGA